This is a messenger RNA of Castor canadensis (American beaver), 1217 nucleotides long. The record is from RefSeq and is a predicted model, not a curated record. NCBI's taxonomy places the organism in Eukaryota, Metazoa, Chordata, Mammalia, Rodentia, Castoridae.
CUGCUGCCAUCAUGAGUAAAGUAAAUCUGUCUGUGGAUCCUUGUGAUAAUUUCUUCCGGUUUGCUUGUGAUGGUUGGAUAAACAAUAAUCCAAUUCCCGAAGAUAUGCCAAGCUAUGGGGUUUAUCCUUGGCUGAGACAUAAUGUUGACCUCAAGUUGAAGGCACUUCUAGAGAAAUCAAUCAGUAGAAGGCGGGACAUUGAAGCCAUACAGAAAGCCAAAAUCCUUUAUUCAUCUUGCAUGAAUGAGAAAGCAAUUGAAAAAGCAGAUGCCAAGCCGCUGCUCCGCGUCCUGCGGCACUCACCUUUCCGGUGGCCCGUGCUUGAAGCUAAUAUUGGUCCUGAAGGGGUUUGGUCAGAGAGAAAAUUUAGCCUGAUGCAGACCCUUGCAACAUUCCGUGGUCAAUACAGUAACUCUGUGUUCAUCCGUUUGUAUGUGUCCCCUGAUGACAAGGAGUCCAAUGAACACAUCUUGAAGCUGGACCAAGCAACACUCUCCCUAGCUGUGAGGGAAGACUACCUUGAUAACAGCACAGAAGCCAAGUCUUAUCGGGACGCCCUUUACAAGUUCAUGGUGGACACUGCCGUGCUUUUAGGAGCUAACAGCUCCCGAGCUGAGCAUGACAUGAAGUCAGUGCUUAGGUUAGAAACUAAGAUAGCUGAGAUAAUGAUUCCACACGAAAACCGAACCAGUGAGGCCAUGUACAACAAAAUGAACAUUUCUGAACUGAGCACUAUGAUUCCCCAGUUUGAUUGGCUGGGCUACAUCAAGAAGGUCAUUGAUGCCAGGCUCUACCCCCACCUGAAAGACAUCGGUCCUUCCGAGAAUGUGGUGGUCCGCGUCCCACAGUACUUUAAAGAUUUGUUUAGGAUUUUAGGCUCUGAGAGGAAGAAGACCAUUGCCAACUAUUUGGUGUGGAGGAUGGUUUAUUCCAGAAUUCCAAACCUUAGCAGGCGCUUUCAAUAUAGGUGGUUGGAAUUUUCCCGGGUAAUCCAGGGUACCACAACUUUGUUGCCUCAGUGGGACAAAUGUGUAAACUUUAUCGAAAGUGCCCUUCCUUAUGUUGCUGGAAAAAUGUUUGUGGAUGUGCACUUCCAGGAAGAUAAGAAGGAGAUGAUGGAGGAAUUGAUUGAGGGUGUUCGCUGGGCCUUUAUUGACAUGCUCGAGAAAGAAAAUGAGUGGAUGGAUACAGGAACAAAAAAGAAAGCCAAAGAAAAG